Molecule: messenger RNA, 994 nt
Organism: Micromonas commoda
Lineage: Eukaryota; Viridiplantae; Chlorophyta; Mamiellophyceae; Mamiellales; Mamiellaceae
Exons: 3
Coding region: 1-411 (136 amino acids)
Biological process (GO): calcium ion transport; endoplasmic reticulum calcium ion homeostasis
Cellular component (GO): Golgi apparatus; endoplasmic reticulum membrane
Source: RefSeq, a predicted model, not a curated record
AUGGAGAGCCACGACUCCUUGUCGGGUUGCCGAGGCCGUCACUCGCCCGAGCGCGCCCCUCGAGUCGACGGGGAGCGAGCGGACGAGCCCGCGCGGGUGCGGAGGAUGCCCUACGUCAGCAACGGCUCGGUGGUCGACCGGCGCACGGUAUGGCGUCCGAGCAUACUCGCGGACAUGUUCUGGAGCGUCGUGAACCUCAUCGUCGCGUUUUUCCAAACGAUGAUCGACCCCGAGUUCGCGGAUAACUACGGAGGGAAGAAGCGCGACAGGCCCGUCGGGGGCCUGGGCGGCGGCGGAGGAGGAGGAGGCAUGGGAGGAGGAGGAGGAGGCGGAAGGGGGUUCGGGAGCAACAUCCACGGCACGGGGCGGAUCCGGGGGAUGGAUCACUCGGCGCCGAUGGCGGGCGGAUGAGGACGAUAGGCGUCCGUCGCACCGUUCGGGGUAAAUGCCGUUCGCCACGCUGGUUGCAUUCGCGUUCACCAGACAAGCACCUGGUAGGCCUUAAUCUUGACGCUUUCCAUCGGUGACUUUUCCUCAAUCGCUCGCUUCCUCUGCGAGAGGCGCGGCGGUUGAAUUGAUCUCACUGCAAGUCCACGAUGGAAAGCGUCGUCGCUACCCAGGUGUUCAUGUCGACAUCGGUGAACGCGAAUGCACCCGUCGAAGCCGCAUUUAUCCCGGGCAGGAGCGCGGACGCGUCGUCGCAUCCGAUCCACCACCAACCAACCACCCGCGGCUGACGUACACUCAUCACCCGUCCCAUUCUCCUCUUCGGCUCUUUCGUGACGCGACCCCGCGGUAAACGUACCCCUCCCACGCGUGGGGGGAACCCGGGGACGCCGAUGUAACACGGAGCCGACGCGGCGGUCAGGCGCGAGGGCGAACGAAGCCCCGCGUCCCACCGCCGGCGACGAGGAAAGGGUCGGGCAGCCGUGCGCAUUCAUUUAGGAAAAAAAGUUUAUGAAUGUCGUCCCACUCACAUUGCGUCGAUCGCUAA